Molecule: messenger RNA, 1677 nt
Organism: Postia placenta MAD-698-R-SB12
Lineage: Eukaryota; Fungi; Basidiomycota; Agaricomycetes; Polyporales; Adustoporiaceae
Exons: 9
Coding region: 1-1677 (558 amino acids)
Source: RefSeq, a predicted model, not a curated record
AUGUGGAAUCUUCAGGCUCGCUAUUGUAUAUACAACUGCCCCGGGUACACGUUUUCAAAAUAUAUCUCCAAUUUCAUUCCUAAAUCUCUCUUGGAUGCAUGCGAUAUAGAAUUGCUCUUGCACGGAGACCGCAUUCACCUAGAAUCGCACGCAACAGAUCUCGCACAGCGGUGGAAUCGACUCGAAGGGGAUCCGGAUGCACGGCUCCGAUUCAUCGAGACACAGAAAGCCAAAGUUGAAGAAAUCAACCGAUUCGCCCCUUUGUGGAAGGAGUGGGCCAGUGCUAGAGCCAAAGCCAGAAAAAAUGAAUUGAAGCGAAUGCGAGAGAAAACAUUGCAAUCGGCUGUUGAAAGACUGCGCUUAAUGGGUUGGAAGGACGAACUCAACCGCCUGGCGCAAACGGAUUACGCACCCCUUCGUCAGCACAACGCAUUGCGAAACCGGUUCAAAAUGACUGAUUGUAUUUGGGAUAAUAUCAGUGACAAGCUUGUCGAACUCCUCCAGGACAUUCAAGAUACCCGCCUCCGCGACGACCGCAGGAGGGUCCUGCGCGUACGACUGGCGGCGCUAAACGGCCUCAUCUCCAGCUACUACGCGAAUCCCCUCAGAACGGCCGAAACAGAGUACAAGCCGCACUUCUGCGACUUCAUAUUUAUGCCAGAGAUCAGGGAAGUCAUUGAGUCGUCCAACGAGGCCGAACUUGGGCCGCACUGUGAAAACGCGCUACGCGUACUACUCCCCACUUUGAUCGCGCGCUGGGAAGCGCAGACAAGGAGGAAGCUGACGAGGCUGCUGCAGCCCUCAGCCCGGAGCUCCAAAGGCACUGACGUCCUCGAGCUGGCCGUCACGCACUUCACCUGUACCGAAUGCCAGUGUCUGCUGCCCUAUCCGGAGGUCCUCGCGCACCCCUGCCUGCGCCAACUCCGACCCCAACCUCGACCCCGGGACAAAUCUCGGUGUAGCCACCCUUUUCCUAAGGAGGACAUGGUCUAUGAGAUCUCUACCUGGGAGAUCGGUGUAAUGAGGGAGCCCUGGAACAGCAGCGCGCUCUGCGUACCGGACGCUCCAUUCGAGGAGCACUUGCGCAAUGUCAUCGCCCUCAGCGGCCGUGAUCCCGCCUCGGUCACGCGCAGAGAGCUGGACGCUCUGGACGUCCACCUUGUGCAUCGAAACAAGAAGCAGUCUCGGCUCAUUCCCCUACGUGCGGUGAUAAACUUUGAAUGGGAACGCUUCAAGGCCCUGGCGUGGCUUGCCGCAUUUCAUGCCAUUAAUUCGAUCACGGUGGAUCACGGUGCAGGAUAUUCAAACCCUAGGCUCUCGAUGAGCAUCUCCCUUUAUGUCGACAGGGACAGCAGACAAUACCCGACGAUAGUCCAUCGUGAGAUAGAGCAGGGUAGUACGAUGUACCUUAUGUAUGUACACGCGUACUGCCUGAAGUCUUUCCUCAUCGAUAACAACACAUACUUCCCGUUGAGCUCGGAAUAUAGCCACCAAGGACCUAAGGAGUCAAAGGGGGCCAAGAUCGUGCAGGGUUGCGCCCACACAAUCCGCAGUGUUGAACUGCAUAAACGGCGAUCACAGCAUGAAUGUCCGCCCAUGGCCCCCCUGACAGCAGGCGCAAUGCCCGAUGUAACGACGACGCAGAUCGGAUCCACAAUGCACGCAUUCGAAUCAUAA